GAAUUUUUUUGACAUAAAAAAGGGAAGGGGCUUUCUGUUCCUCGUUCAGUGCUAGAGGUUACGAAAAAUUUUUCCAUUUUUCAUUUUACUAAAUAUUUUCCACAAUGGCUUUCGGUGAUUAUCCUGCCGACUAUAAUCCUAAAGUUCACGGACCCUAUGACCCUGCACGUUUUUAUGGAAAGCCUGAUACUCCUUUUGGACAAGUAAAAGUUGGCGAAAUUGGUUCCUGGUUGGCUCGCCGUAAUAAGUCUCCAUCAGCUCUCGCUGGUGCUUUUAGCAGAGCUUAUUGGAGAUGGCAACAUAAGUAUGUUCAACCCAAAAAGUCUGGUAUUGCACCAUUCUUACAAAUAGUAGUUGGAUCAAUGAUUUUCUUCUAUACCAUUAAUUACACCAAACUCAGCCACCACAGAAACUACAAAUAUCACUAAACUUAUGAUCUAAAUUUUUAGUAGUAUCACUGAAUUGUAUGUUAUAAUUAUUGUAUUUCCAAUAAUCCACAUUGUAAUGUAAAUCUGUUGAUUAAAACAAGUGUAACUUCUACAAAAU
Molecule: messenger RNA, 546 nt
Organism: Diabrotica balteata
Lineage: Eukaryota; Metazoa; Arthropoda; Insecta; Coleoptera; Chrysomelidae
Source: the annotation of a GenBank genome assembly